Penicillium taxi is the source of this 1245-nucleotide messenger RNA. RefSeq names its product flavohemoprotein (gene fhpA). Gene Ontology annotation, molecular function: oxygen binding; nitric oxide dioxygenase [NAD(P)H] activity; heme binding. The record is from RefSeq and is a predicted model, not a curated record. NCBI's taxonomy places the organism in Eukaryota, Fungi, Ascomycota, Eurotiomycetes, Eurotiales, Aspergillaceae. Gene Ontology annotation, cellular component: intracellular anatomical structure. The transcript has a single exon. Gene Ontology annotation, biological process: cellular response to nitrosative stress; nitric oxide catabolic process. Bases 1 to 1245 code for a protein of 414 amino acids.
AUGACCGUCGCGGCAUUAUCACCGGAGCAGAUCCAGCUCAUUAAAGCCACAAUCCCUGUCCUCGCCGAACAUGGCUAUACAAUCACGUCCAUCUUCUACAAGAACAUGAUCGCCGCUCACCCAGAUCUAAACAACAUCUUCAACAUCCCUAACCAGGAGAAUGGUCACCAACCCCGCGCACUAGCAGGUUCCCUAUACGCAUACGCCUCAUACAUCGACGACCUAGCCGCACUGAGCGCAGCCGUAGAGCUGAUCUGCAGCAAGCACGCCUCCCUCUACGUCCGACCAGAGCACUAUGACAUCGUGGGCAAAUACCUCAUCGAAGCAAUGGGCCUUGUCCUCGGCGACGCACUCACGCCCGAAAUCAGAGAUGCGUGGGGCGCGGCGUAUUGGCAACUGGCCAACAUCAUGAUUACACGCGAGCAGCAGCUGUACGAACAGAGUGAGGGCUGGACAGACUGGCGUGACUUUAAAAUUGCCGAUAAAGUGAGAGAAUCAGACGAGAUCACUUCCUUCUACCUCGCUCCAGCGGAUGGGAUGCCAUUGCCGUCUUUCCGUCCUGGUCAGUACAUUUCUGUGUUGGUGUACGUACCAGAGGUGAAUUACGACCAGCCUCGCCAGUACUCGCUCAGUGACAAGCCUUCGCCGGAUUACUACCGGAUAAGUGUGAAGAAGGAGAGGGGGAUAGAGGGGGGUGCUCCCGCUCACCCGGGCUAUGUGUCGAAUCUACUACACGAUAACUACAGCAAAGGCGACCCAAUCAGAGUUUCGCAUCCAGCCGGCGACUUCUUCCUUUCCGACAAGCCAAGCAACCCUGUCGUUCUGAUCUCUGCUGGUGUCGGCAUUACCUCGCUUACCUCAAUCCUCAACACAUUGACUUCUGACCGGGCUAAUAACGGACGACCAUUACAUUUUAUCCACGGAGCGCGCACAUCCGCUGUGCGUGCCUUCAAAUCUCACAUUAGUACCCUCACACAAGAGCAUCCUUCCCUUCGCACAACAUUCUUCGCUAGCCAACCUGCUGCUGAGGAGGUGCAGGGGGUGGACUAUCAGAUUGUCGGACACGUUGAUCUAGCCAAGCUUGACGCCAAUAGUGAUUUGUUCUUGAGUGACGAGAACACUGAGUAUUACAUUUGUGGACCUACGAAGUUCAUGACAGAGACCAAGUCAAGUCUCGGAGCGCUUGGAGUCAGUGCCGAUCGCAUUAAGAUGGAGCUUUUCGGAACUGGCGGUGUGCCUGAGUGA